Messenger RNA from Carcharodon carcharias (great white shark), 705 nucleotides. RefSeq names its product glutathione hydrolase light chain 1-like. The record is from RefSeq and is a predicted model, not a curated record. The coding region runs from base 22 to 705 and encodes 227 amino acids. Gene Ontology annotation, molecular function: glutathione gamma-glutamate hydrolase. The transcript has 5 exons. Gene Ontology annotation, biological process: glutathione catabolic process. Lineage: Eukaryota; Metazoa; Chordata; Chondrichthyes; Lamniformes; Lamnidae.
UAUUAACAGCUCAUUUCCAAUAUGACCUCAAACUAUUUUGCAACACAGCUUUGGAGUAAAAUCACAGACAAUACGACGCAUUCUAUAAGAUACUAUGAGCCUGAUUUCUACACGACCGAUGAUCACGGGACUGCCCACUUGUCCCUUGUAGCAGAGGAUGGCAGUGCAGUGUCAGUAACCAGCACCAUUAAUUUCUACUUUGGAUCAAAGGUGAGGUCCAGCACAAAUGGGAUUAUUUUCAAUAAUGAAAUGGAUGACUUUUCUUCACCGGGCAUUUUGAAUGGAUUUGGUGUUCCACCUUCCCCAGCCAACUUUAUCAAACCAGGUAAGACACCUCUCUCCUCCAUGUGCCCUGCCAUCAUACUUGAUAAAAACAAGUCAGUGAAGAUGGUAGUGGGUGCCUCAGGAGGAACAAAGAUCACCACAGCAACUGCUCUGGUGAUAAUGAACGUGUUAUGGUUUAAUUACAAUGUUAAGAGAGCUGUGACUGAACCCAGAGUUCACAAUCAACUAUUCCCCAAUGUGACCCAAGUUGAGGAAGCUGUGGAGAAGGCUGUACAAGAAGGCUUGCAAGAAAGGCACCAUACAUUGAAGAUGAUAACCAAGCUUACAUCAGGAGGUGUAGUACAGGCCAUCGUCAGGGAUGAAGGGAAGUGGUUUGCCGAAUCAGACUAUCGAAAAGGUGGCAAACCUGCUGGUUACUGA